Messenger RNA from Cottoperca gobio, 919 nucleotides. RefSeq names its product O-acyl-ADP-ribose deacylase 1 (gene oard1). Bases 240 to 773 code for a protein of 177 amino acids. The transcript is spliced from 5 exons. The record is from RefSeq and is a predicted model, not a curated record. Gene Ontology annotation, biological process: peptidyl-glutamate ADP-deribosylation. Lineage: Eukaryota; Metazoa; Chordata; Actinopteri; Perciformes; Bovichtidae.
UCUUGUUUUCUCGCGAGAGGAUAGAGAGACUUCGUGACUGCUUAAUUUCCUGCUUCAAAGUGACUAGUCUACUGAGCAAAAACCACCCCGAAAGUACCUUUAUUUAGCAUUAAAACUGCCACCUGUACCAUUUAUUUGUUAGUUAUACGAGACACUUCACUGUCGCAUUAUAAGAUAGCUGACAAGUCUUCUAGCAGCGGUUUUAUUGUGUGUUUCAAGAUCACUGUUCACUAUUGUCAAUGUCGUCUGAACUUGAGAAACCAGUCAACACUGACAGCAUUAAGCCUGCAGAAGACAGCUGGAGACUGAAUUAUGUCACUGGGAGCCUGUUCUCCUGCCCUGUGGACGAGGCUUUGGCCCAUUGCAUCAGUGAGGACUGCCGCAUGGGGGCAGGCAUAGCAGUGCUGUUCAAGAAGAAGUUCAAAGGGGUAGAUGAGUUAAAGGAACAGAAAAAGCUGACAGGAGAGUGUGCUGUACUAAAACGAGACAAUCGUUUUGUCUACUACCUGAUCACCAAAAAAAAGUACAAUCAAAAGCCCACCUAUGAGAGCCUGACGCAGAGCCUGGGGGACAUGAAGUCACACUGUGAAAUGAAUGGUGUAACAAGAAUAUCAAUGCCUCGUAUUGGUUGUGGCCUUGAUAGACUGCAGUGGAACAGUGUGUCGGAGAUACUGGAACAGGUCUUUAAACACACAAACAUCUCCAUCACAGUCUACAGCCUCCACGAGAGAUCAGACGCCUCUGCGACGAAGGAAAACAUGCGCAAAAAAUGAUUGAUUGAAAAGUUUGUUUAUUGUAAUUAUAAGUUCAUGCACUUUUCUGUGUUAAUUCCACACUAUGUAGCUACAGUGGUAAUCUUUUUUUUUAUUGGAAUGAAAUGUAUAGAUUACUUCAAAAAUAAAUCUCUUUUUUCAAAAUA